This is a messenger RNA of Paramecium pentaurelia, 528 nucleotides long. The record is from the annotation of a GenBank genome assembly. NCBI's taxonomy places the organism in Eukaryota, Ciliophora, Oligohymenophorea, Peniculida, Parameciidae.
AUGAACUAUAAGUUAGCAGACUUCAUUAGUAAUUACCUUAAUGAAUAGAAACUAUUAACUGAUAAAUACACACGACUUUUUAAUCAGAUUAAACUUGGAGAUAGUAGUUUAAAUAAAACCAGUAGUUCUCAAAUAAAUUUGAAAAAAAGAUCAAAUGAUUAAGAAUACAUGUAUAAUUCAAACAAGGAAAAGACGAAUUGUUAAUAUUGUGGUAAACAGUAUACAAGUUAAUUGCCUUUAAGGAAUCACAUGAAGAAAUUUCAUCUUUAAGAUAAUUAUAUAUCAAGAAAUGAACUUUCCACAAAAUAAAGUACACCAUAUGAUGAAGAUUAUGAUUAAAGGAAGUAAGAUUAUUCAAGGAGAGAGGACAGUUACAAUGAAGCAGACGAAGAAUUGAGACAAAAAUUACUUAGGAAUGUUUAAGCUAUUGAGAAAAGGGAAAAUGGAAGUUAAUCUAUGCUUGAAUAAUAAAAUUAGGAAUUUAUUAUAAGUGGAUUGGAUUCAGAUUCAAGUUCAGAUGAUGAAUGA